AAAUGAACAACGAUUUAUGUGAAUCUAUUGUUAGUCAUGCAAAUCAAAUUUUUUAAUCAAUAGCUAAUCUAAAUGGAUAAUUGAAUGAAAAUGGCAGCAUUAGUAAUUUAUUAUUUGAUUAUUAAAUAGCUAACAACAAUCCUACAACAUCUAACACGUCAUCUACAAUGGGAUUAGCAUUCAUUAUGUUCUUAUUAUUUACUGCAUAUGCAUUGCUGUCUAUUUUCUCACCUCAUAGAUAGCCAAUUAUGCAAAAAGGCAAUAUUUAACAUUAACAGAAUAAUCAUCAUCAUGAUGAUGAAUGAUUGACUAUUGAACUCUUUUUUUAUAUGAC
This is a messenger RNA of Paramecium sonneborni, 334 nucleotides long. The record is from the annotation of a GenBank genome assembly. Lineage: Eukaryota; Ciliophora; Oligohymenophorea; Peniculida; Parameciidae.